AUGACGAUUGACAAGGGCAAGGAGGUCGUGCCACCAUUGAAGAAGGGCAAGAAGUUCGUGCCGCCAUUGGUCGAAGUGCCGAUGCAGGAUCACCCAAGCGCCAAACGGAGGAACUAUGGCCACUACCAUCAGGAGUCAGGACCAAGCAACUUCUGCAAGGUUAUCCUUGCUCAAAAGCUAGAGAGUUUGCCAAUGCCUCUGGAGUUCACGAAGCACUUCCCUGUCGUCCCUGCAGAGUUCAAGCUCAAGAAGAACACCGGCUGCGCAUGGAGGGUGACGGUGAGGGUGGUUAACGAUAGAGUCACCCUUGAUCAGGGUUGGGCCACCUUCGUCGCCGUUCACCAGAUCAUGAUCGGGUACAUGCUGACGUUCAAGCUGCUGACCUCCGACACCAUGAAGGUGACCGUGUUCAACGACGAGGGCGUGGAGGUGGUCACCAAGUGCAAGGAGCACAACAACACUUUCGCUGUGACCUCCUGA
Messenger RNA from Aegilops tauschii subsp. strangulata, 480 nucleotides. The record is from RefSeq and is a predicted model, not a curated record. NCBI's taxonomy places the organism in Eukaryota, Viridiplantae, Streptophyta, Magnoliopsida, Poales, Poaceae.